This is a messenger RNA of Tribolium castaneum (red flour beetle), 1119 nucleotides long. RefSeq lists its product as uncharacterized. Lineage: Eukaryota; Metazoa; Arthropoda; Insecta; Coleoptera; Tenebrionidae. The record is from RefSeq and is a predicted model, not a curated record. The transcript is spliced from 6 exons. Bases 152 to 1033 code for a protein of 293 amino acids. Gene Ontology annotation, molecular function: protein binding.
GCAGCACUGGUUUUAAAUGGUUUAAAAAUAGAAAAACGCAGUCUAUAUUAAUCUUGGAUGGGGUAUAAAACUAAGGUAGAGUUUGAAGUGAAGUCAACAAGACCUCAAGUACCGACAGUGUGUGUGUGGUCACUGAACAAUAAUUCAAAAAAUGCCUUUACACGUUGCCACUCGAGCCGACGACGCCGACAAACACGAAUUCGACGUCAACCAAUUGAUCUACCACAAGGGAAAAGUCUACUCUGGUGCUGACGAUGGCAAAAUCAAAAUGUGGGCUCCUGACUUGAAGUUCCUCAAAGAAGUUCAAGCUCAUCCAUGCUCGAUUUUCUCAAUCACAGCGAACGAUAACACCAUCUAUUCUUGUUCAAAUGAUGGUACGGUAAAAGGCUGGGAACUUGAAACUCUCAAAGAAAAAAAAUUGUUCCUGGAAGACAAAGAAGUCGAAUUCUGGAGAGUUAAACACGAUAAGGGUGUCUUGUACAUUGGGGACGACCAAGGCAAUCUGAGAAUUUACAAGAACUGUGAGACGUUUUACGGAUCGAUCAAUGUUGCGAUUCCGGUUAAAGACCUGGCCAUUAAAGAUAAUCUCAUUUUUGCGGCCAAGGACAACGAUGUGAUUGUCACCGAUCUGCAUUUGCAAGGGGAAAAACCACAAUUCGGAAUAAAGGCCACAAUCAUGGGGAGAGGUCCCUUGGCACUGGUUGACGACAAAGCCAUUUUUAUGUCUCGGGAGGGGAAAGAUAUUAUCGUGAAUCAGAUUAUGGAGCAACAACACUUUAAAGAAAUUGCAAGAGUUGCUGGAGCCCACGAUAUGAUUAUUAACGGGGCAACUGCAGUAAACUGGGAUGGUAAUGCAUUGUUAUUUACAGCAGGGUGGGACAAACUAAUCAAGCAGUGGAAAGUCGCCAAUGAUUCUCUCAAACUUGACGGCUCCUGCACUAUUGAUUUCAUCGUCAACACCAUGGUUUAUGGUGAUAAAGGCCAAGUGUAUGUGGCUGGAGGUGACGGCCAUGUUGCUCGUCUCGAUCUUUAGAUUUUGUUGUAUUUAUUAAUCUUGAUGUUCUGAGUAUUUUAUAAGUGUUUUUGUAAUUUUAACGAAUAAAAUUUACUCAAUUUCAA